Messenger RNA from Cydia fagiglandana, 4980 nucleotides. Its product is annotated as synaptic vesicle glycoprotein 2A-like. The record is from RefSeq and is a predicted model, not a curated record. Lineage: Eukaryota; Metazoa; Arthropoda; Insecta; Lepidoptera; Tortricidae. The transcript is spliced from 11 exons. Bases 136 to 1722 code for a protein of 528 amino acids. Gene Ontology annotation, molecular function: transmembrane transporter activity. Gene Ontology annotation, biological process: transmembrane transport. Gene Ontology annotation, cellular component: membrane.
UUGUGACCUUUCAGCCACCAGUCGCCUAUAACUGCUGCGUUCAACGAGACGACAUCAGUCCAUCGGGAGCGUUCGAAAGUGCCGCGACAAAACGCGGGAAAACAAUACAGUUUUUUUUUAAGAUAGUUCACAAAAAUGGUGGCAAACGGGAGAAUGGAGAAGAAGCCGUCUACGGAGAAGAUAUCCUCGACCGCAACGCUGGACGAGGCCAUGCUGGAGGCUGGUCUGGGCUUGUACAACUUCGCGCACAUGCUGAUGAGCGGCAUCAUCCUGAUGGGGGUAAUCAUGCAGACCCUGAACCUUGGUUAUGUGAUCCCAGCCGCGCAGUGUGACCUCAACCUUAGCCUGGGCACCAAAGGAUGGCUCGCAGCCAUCCCGUUCACUUCUAUGAUCCUGACAUCCCACAUGUGGGGCUACUUAGCGGACACGCGCGGCCGCCGGCCGGUCAUGAUGGUUUCCAUGCUGGUGUCCGUCCUUCUCAGCAUACUGGCCAGCUUCGCGCCCAACCUGCCCGUGUUCGCUGUACUGACGUUCUUCUCGGCUGUGUUCAUGUCGGGCCCUUCAGCCGUCGUCUACACGUACCUGGGCGAGUUCAACAACCUCCAGCACCGGGACAAGAUGGUGGCCUUCGGAGCCUCAUUUGUGGGGAUCGGGACCGUGCUGUUACCUGGUGUCUCCUGGCUAAUCCUCCCACAGGACUUCGCCUGGCCAAUCUCCUGGCUGGGCAUCGUCUACCGCCCCUGGCGUCUUCUCGUGGUCGCUGCAGCCCUACCCUACACCCUGGGCGCUGUGCUCCUGUUCUUGGCUCCUGAGAGCCCCAAGUUCCUUAACGCGCAGGGCAGAUAUGACGAAUGCUUGGCUACUGUGAAGAAAAUCUAUGGAGUCAAUAAGUGGACUGACCCGGAGACUUUCCCGAUCAAAUCUUUGGUAGUAGAUCCGAGUGCAGUGACGGCUAGCAGCGCCAAGGGCAUCACAGCAGUUUUGAGUUCCAUGUGGGACCAGACAGCGCCUCUAUUCAAAGGGAAACUCCUCAAAUGGACCUGCCUCACUUGCUUUGUGCAGUACGGGAUAUUCUCAGCGUGUAACGGAUUCUACGUGUGGUUCCCUACCAUCCUCAACUCGCUGGCCAACCACAACGGAGCCGAAGACGCCAGGAUAUGCGAGAUUUUAGACGCGAGCCAGAAGGCAGCCGCGAACGCUACUGAUGUGAUCUGCGACGAUACUAUGAACACCGAGACCUUCGAGCGCUCCAUCUACAUCGGCCUGGUCUUCUGCUCCAUGUACAUCGUGGUCGGCUUCCUUGUGGACUUCGUCGGCAAGAAGCUGAUCCUCCUCACGAUCCUCGGCGGCGCCGGUCUGUGCGGCAUCAGCGCCCAUCUGGCUUCGAACCAGCAGACGGCGGUGGUUCUGUUCGCCGUGUUCCAGAUGAGUGGAGCGUGUAUUGGCAUGAUGAAUGCUGUGGCUGUGGAAUUGUUCCCGACUAGAUACAGGGCUAUGGCAGUGUGCUUAUCAAUGAUGAUGGGCCGUCUGGGGUCUGUGGUGAGCUCCAACCUCAUCGGAGUAUUCAUGAGGGUCAACUGCGGCAUCAGCUUCUAUCUCUUCGGAGGACUUUUACUCACAUGCUGCGCAGUCUGCCUCACUCUUCCAGGCAAGAAGAAACGCGUGAAACACACCACGAAGAGCGUAGAACCGGCCCAGAAUGAAACCCAUGAACCAGUAUGAAGCGGCUCAUAACUUAACCUCGAACCACUUUUGUCCGUUCGUCUAUUUGCCUCUCUAUCGCUCGCGUGAAGGAGCGAUAGGGAAGCAGAUGACGAAAUUAUGAUUUACUAUGUCCACGGUAGGGUCCUCAGAUCUAACCUGGAUUUUAGGAGGUUUUUGUUGUUGUUGUAUGCGUUGGUAGAAGUCGAGAAAAAGAUGAUUUGGCGUCGUGGCCGUCGUGUCUUUUGAUAUCUUGCACGGAGAAAGAAUUUCUGUGGGGAGAUGUUGAAACGUAUUUAGUAAACACCCUGAUAGUAUGACUAAGUACUGCGUAGGUAUCUAUUUUUUGCAGAAUAUUAUAUUUUUAUUUAUUUCAUCUUUAUUAGACAAGGUAUGAAUUCCGGACUUAAUGCCAUAAGGCGUUCUCUACCAGUGAACCAAUAGGUUAAACUAGAAAGAUUAUGUAGGUGGGUGCAGUGAGAAUUUAGUGACGGUACACUAUAUUUUUAACUUAUUUUUUUCUAUGUGGGGUCCUUUAUUCAUCAAAUAAAUGUAACAAUUAAGUAAACGUACAAAUUAAGUGCUUAUAAACUAAAAUAAACCUAAGAAUGAUACUAAAUAACUUAAAGAACAUUAGAAUUUAAAAAAAAAAUCUUUUUUUAAUUUUAUUUAUAUACUCGUAUAGCAUACAGAACGCAAGGAGCGCAAGCGCGACUGAGCGAUCCUCGGUGCAUGGCACCCAUAGGUACAUUUAAAUAAAAUAGAAGUGACUUGCGAAGUAAAUUACUUAUAAUGUUCUGUGUGUUGAGACGUCAGUUGGCAAAGACCACAUUAGAAACUAGCCAGCUUAAAAAAAACAGUUUUACUAAACUAACUAACACAUUAGGGUAAUUAAUCCGGAAAAGAUACAUUUUUUUUAAAUCUAUUCACUCAAUAAAAAAUACACAGUACUUAAUCCAUUUCACAUAUUUUUUCGCCAAACUGCAUGACAGUUUGUUGGCGCACGGUAGCACUCAACAAUCUUCCUUAAUCUACUGUGUAAGGUAUAAGUAGGUACUAUCGGCAGUACACUUACCUGACCUGGACAUAAGUAAUUAAUAAAAAUUCAGCUUAAUUAAUAUCAAGCUAUUAAGCUACUAGGUACUAUCAUAAAAAUCAAGCGUGGGGUCAUUUGACACGCAGAUGAGGGGACCAUUAUAUUAGGGUUGACGCACGCGCACGCGACGCCCUUGUUCUGUUAUCCUUAUCGAUUACGCUGACCCUAAAAUCUUGAAGAUGAGAGCAAAUAAAAAGUUGGUAAAAAUAGUUAAAACUGUGAUACGACCUUGACCGCUUGGCUGUUUUCGCUGCUGGCUCCAUAAGUGCAUUUAUUUUAUUAAAAAUGUAAUGUAGGUAUAUAACAAAUUCUUAAACCAAUUUAUAGUGCCCACCAAUAUAGUCUGUAUCUUUAGGUACUUAAAUAAAAGUAAACAAAUAAUUUGUACAUUUUCGGAUAGUUAUAAUAUAACAUUUAUUGAUUAACCAACCAAAUACAAAACCACCCUGGAUCACUCAUUGAACGACCUGACUUUAAACUUAUUUGGAUCUAUAUCUGAAUCCCUAAAGUCUUUUCUCCUAUCUUUGCAUUCCCUAAUAUUGUUUGUCAUAAUGAUCAGGUGUCCUAACACUAAAAACCCUAAUUUUGUUUUCCCUAACCUAACUUAACCUAUCCUAAUGUUAUUAUUAAGCAUAUUUUCUUUUUUGCGAGGGUCGCAGUUCUAACCCUAACCUAACCCACUUUUGCGGCAGCAAGUUCUAAAACCUAACCAUUUUUCAGAACCUUACAUUAUGGAAAAUAAUCGUUAUGAUAAUUGAUCUUUAGGGCAUGUGCAGUUAUAGGGCAAGUGACUUUAGGACAAACGUUGUUAGGGAUUCAGAAUGACACCCCAUUAUUUGAUCAUGUAAUUGUAAUGUUUUCAUUUCCCCUUAAGGCUUAUGAAGCCAUUUGAUUUGGUAGCUUUAGUUUACUCUUUUUAAAAUACCUAAAGAUACAGACUAUAGGUAGUAGGUAAGGUAACAGAUAGUACAUAAUAUGAUAAUAAAUACACUUAGAAUUAUAUACUCGUAUCGUACAUAUAAGUACCUAAAUAUUUAUAUGCAUGGCAAGUUAAGCGAUGUUGUAUCCGACACCUAGCGCCACUUGCACCAUCCCACUAACCGGGUUAAACCGAACCAAGAGUCAAAUUGUAUUGGCAACCACGGUAACUCCAGGUUUAACCGGUUAACCCCGGGUUAGUGGGGUGGUGCAAGUGGCCCUUAGUGUAUUAAACUACCUAGGCAGAAACGGGUGCCUUUCAUCCCUUAACAAUCUACUAUUAGACUAUUGACUUUUGGCUCCUCUACAUGAUGGGCCAACGCCGGCCACUUCAAGGGACGCAGUCAUGCGGUAGAAUGAGAUAGCAAUAUAUAUCACUUGCUCCCUCUAACGCAUAAAUGCGUCCCUUGGAGUGGCCGGCGUUGGCCCAUCGUGUAGAGGAGCCAUUUGACUUUGUACCAACGUUCAAAUUGUAUACAGGGUGAUUCAGGAGACGUGAGCAGAACUAACACUGCGCAUUUUGCAAAUUAUAAGCAAAUGUUUCGUAUCAGUAUCAGUGAGGUUAAUGUUAAUGUUCUAGUCGUGUUGAAAAAAAAGGUAUUGAUUUAUUUACGACAUGCAUGGUCACCCUAAAAUUACUAAACUACCGAUAUUCUGUGUCAAAUUGAAUGUCAUCGCGGUCUGGUUACUUUUGAAAACUCGUAUCUCUCUCAAGUUUGACAGUUUAUUUUCUUCGUUUUAUGGUCAUUAAUUAGGUAUUGUAGGGCUGUAGGGUGACCAUGACUGUAGAGAAUUAAAUUUGCUCUCACCAAAAAGUUAAAAAAAUAGGAAAAAGUGCGGUUGUUUCACCUAAAUACGACGGUGAUCGAUCAAUUAUCAGUUACUGAGUGUGCAGGAUUAGUCCUGCUCACGUCUCAUGAAUCACCCUGUAUAUUGAUCGACUGCCAAUAAAUAUUAUAAUGAUAUUUUUACACCUGGCAAUGAGUGUUUUGUGAUAUCAUUGUACUUAUAAAUUUAAUGUUAGUACUUAAUAUAUUAGUGUAAUCGUAAUUACUAUAGCUAGUAAAUAUGUUCUAAUUUAUAAUAAUAAGAUUAAUAAGCACUAUAGGUACUACAUUCACUUGUUACUUGUUCACAAGCAUUGUAAUAGUUAAUUAUAUAAAAUGUAAGUAGGGACAAAUGUUAAUAAAGAAUUUCAAUUGUUA